This is a messenger RNA of Arachis stenosperma, 417 nucleotides long. RefSeq names its product 14-3-3-like protein D. The record is from RefSeq and is a predicted model, not a curated record. The transcript is spliced from 3 exons. Gene Ontology annotation, cellular component: cytoplasm. Gene Ontology annotation, biological process: signal transduction. The annotation marks the transcript as partial. NCBI's taxonomy places the organism in Eukaryota, Viridiplantae, Streptophyta, Magnoliopsida, Fabales, Fabaceae.
AUUGUGGAGGCCAUGAAGAAGGUAGCGAAGCUUGACGUUGAGCUGAGUGUGGAAGAGAGGAACCUGUUCUCUUUUGGGUACAAGAACGUGGUGGGUUCAAGGAGGGCUUCAUGGAGGAUCCUGUCAAAGAUAGAGCAGAAGGAAGAGUCAAGGGGCAAUGAGGUAAAUGCAAAGCGCAUAAGGGAAUACAUGCACAAGGUGGAGUUGGAGCUCUCCAAAAUUUGCAGUGACAUUAUGAUUGUCUUAGAUGAGCAUCUUAUCCCAUCCACUAAUGUUGCUGAGUCCACUGUUUUUUGGUUUCUUAAGUUGAAAGGAGACUACUAUCGGUAUUUACCGGAAUUUAAAGAUGGUGAUGAGAAAAAAGAGGUGGCAGAUCAGUCACUUAAAGCAUAUGAAGUAUUCUAUUCACUUAAUUAG